AUGAAAUAUUCGGAAAAAUUGGAUUUUUUGAAGACCUACGAUGAGGUGGACAAUGUAAGUUUUUUGUAAAAUACGAUGUAUUACAUCUUGUUUUUAUAAAGAAAAUAGCCUUUUAAAAGAAUUUGGAUCGUAUUUUUAGGAGUCGGUUUUUAUUUUGGCGAUGCUGGGAGCGUUUUUGAAGAUCUGCGCAAUUGUUCUUUUGACCGUCUACAAUGUGGAUAACACCACUUUAUUCGCGAUGACAUUGUCGCUAAUCGCGAGUAUGUCACUGCUGACUGGAUAUGCCUUCGAUUGGAAGUACUUUUAUCUGAUUUACAUUGGAAUUUCGGUGAGUUUUUUUGAGAAAAAUGAUUAUUCUUUCAGUACUUCCCAAUCAUCAUCAUCUACAGCAUCCUAAUCCAAGGUGAAUUCAGCCAAAAGCUGAUGCUCUUUCGCUCGUUCACACUGGCAAACGACGGCUUUACGGUGACCAGUCUGCUAUGCACAGCGGUUUUUGUUCUGUUCAUGUUCAUGCAGACCGUUUACAAUGUCAUCGUGUACAAGGGCUUUUUAUUUUUAAAAGAAAACUCUCCUGACUCGGAGGAAUUGAGCUCAAUUAAUAGUAGUGAGAGUGAUGAUAAUGUGUGA
Molecule: messenger RNA, 627 nt
Organism: Bursaphelenchus xylophilus (pine wood nematode)
Lineage: Eukaryota; Metazoa; Nematoda; Chromadorea; Rhabditida; Aphelenchoididae
Source: the annotation of a GenBank genome assembly